Messenger RNA from Penicillium malachiteum, 804 nucleotides. RefSeq lists its product as uncharacterized. Lineage: Eukaryota; Fungi; Ascomycota; Eurotiomycetes; Eurotiales; Aspergillaceae. Gene Ontology annotation, biological process: carbohydrate transport; transmembrane transport. The transcript is spliced from 5 exons. Gene Ontology annotation, cellular component: membrane. The coding region runs from base 1 to 804 and encodes 267 amino acids. Gene Ontology annotation, molecular function: carbohydrate:proton symporter activity. The record is from RefSeq and is a predicted model, not a curated record.
AUGGCUGCAGGCGAUGAUUUCUUUGUUGGUGCUGACCUGGCCAGAGUACUGCCAGUCCAGCCCAAUCCAUGGUAUCGUACUCCUCAUCUACGACGACUGAAUUUUCACCUGCUCUUCGUGAUCAUGUCGGCGGCGGGUUUGGGCUUUGAUGGCUCCAUGAUGAAUGGACUUCAAUCUGGAGUGGUUGCAUGGAGCGCCGACCGAUUCGGCCGUCGCAUAACUCUUCAAAGUGGAUGCUUGAUAGUAGUCCUUGCCGCAGCGAUUCAAAUUGGCUCCCAAAAUAUCGGCAUGUUCAUUGCAGCUCGGUUCUUUAUCGGCAUCGAAAUUGAGUUUUGCAUUGUCCGAGCUCCAGUCCUGACAUCCGAACUCGCCUAUCCGACUCAUCGUGCUAAGUUGACGAGCCUUCUUUAUACCUCUUACUUCGCUGGUUCCAUCUUGUCAAGCUGGACUACCUUUGGCACAUACCACAUCAAGGGGCGUGUGGAAGAGGCCCGCGCUUUGCUGGUGAGAUGGCAUGCCAAUGGAGAUGAGACAUCCCCAUUGGUUGAGUAUGAAAUCAAUGAAAUUAGAUCGCACUUGCGUUUCGAAGCUGGUACUGGUAAACUGGGCUGGUCUCAGAAGCGUCUGAUUCAGGUUGUUUAUAUCUCAUUCAUGUCUCAGUGGUGUGGCAAUGGUAUUAUCAGCUACUAUCUGACCCUAAUUCUCAAGUCGACCUUACUCAAUGCCAUACUCCAAAUUGUCAGCUGGAUUGCCGCAAUUACCGGAGGCUUAUUGGUUGACCGUCUAGGUCGUCGCACACUUUAG